Molecule: messenger RNA, 682 nt
Organism: Stegodyphus dumicola
Lineage: Eukaryota; Metazoa; Arthropoda; Arachnida; Araneae; Eresidae
Product: voltage-gated hydrogen channel 1-like
Biological process (GO): proton transmembrane transport
Cellular component (GO): plasma membrane
Molecular function (GO): voltage-gated proton channel activity
Source: RefSeq, a predicted model, not a curated record
UCUUGUUGACGUUUGGAAGACGUCCUAUCCUUCCGCCAGGAACCGAUAAAAUGAAAUUGUUAAGGGGCGUUUUUGAAAUAUGUCUUUUCACUGUGGAUCUCGUUAUCUGUAUUCACAGCAAUUAGAUUAGAUAAUCAACUUUUAUACAAAUUUUUAAAAUGGAGAAAUUUGAAAAUGGGAACAAAAGCAUUGAACAGUUAAAUUUCAAAGAUGACGGUUCAAGUUCAGUUCUGUCUGAUACUGAAGAAGAUCCAUCUUUGCGUCCCUUGUUAACAUUCCGUGAAAGACUAUGCAAGUUAUUUGAAUCCCACAAGUUUCAGGUUGGCAUUGUGGCAUUAGUUGUCAUAGAUUGUUUGAUUGUCAUUGCCGAGCUGAUACUGGAAGUUAAGCAUCAUGAACUACAUGAUAGUCUUGCUCCACAUGUUCUUCAUUAUAUGAGCAUCGCAAUUUUGAGCAUUUUCAUUAUUGAAAUUUUACUUAAAAUCUAUGCUUUCCGAACAGAAUUCUUCCGUCACAAGUUGGAAGUCUUUGAUGCCUUUGUUGUAUUUUUAUCCUUUGCUCUUGAUAUAGGCUUCCAGGAACAAGAAACAGUUUCAAACGGAAUUGAUUUAAUUAUCAUACUCCGACUCUGGAGAGUUGCUCGUAUUUUAAAUGGUUAGCAAAGUAAAUUGUAGAUUCUUUU